This is a messenger RNA of Gopherus flavomarginatus (Mexican gopher tortoise), 3521 nucleotides long. RefSeq names its product erythrocyte membrane protein band 4.1 like 2 (gene EPB41L2). Gene Ontology annotation, cellular component: cytoskeleton; plasma membrane. The transcript is spliced from 24 exons. Gene Ontology annotation, biological process: cortical actin cytoskeleton organization. The record is from RefSeq and is a predicted model, not a curated record. Lineage: Eukaryota; Metazoa; Chordata; Testudines; Testudinidae. Gene Ontology annotation, molecular function: structural molecule activity; actin binding. Bases 158 to 3514 code for a protein of 1118 amino acids.
CGGGGAUUGGCCGGCGAGCGGUUUCGCUGGGGUUAUGUUGACGGCUCCGGUCAGGGAAUUUCAACUUCGGAUGUGGCUGAGCUGAAAGCGACAGUUACUGAAGUCCAUUUGCCUAUAGAAGACUGUUUCCUCAAAACAAUCAGCAUAACCUGUGACCAUGAUGACUGAAGUUGGCCCAGAGACUGAAGUAAAGAAGGAAUCUGAGCAGCUAGGGGCAGAUGCAGCCAAGGAAAAACAUGAGGAAGCAACGGAGAGUCAGGAAAAUCAAAAGUCUGAAAAGACACUCUCUGAAGAGGCACAACGUUCUCCUUCCCCAACCCUAGCUACCCAAAGCAGCCCAAGUAGUCAGAAGAAGGAAAAAGAUCCAUCUGAAGGCAAGGGAAUCUCUCGCUUUAUCCCCCCAUGGCUUAAGAAACAAAAAUCAUAUACCUUGGUCGAGCCCAAAGAUGAAGCCAAGAGAGAACCUGUAGAGGAAAGACAGGCAGUGGAGGAGAGGGAAAGUCAACUUCCAGACGAUAUGGCUCAGCCGAAGGAAAACUUGGAAGAAGCAACAAUUGAGAGUCAACAGGAAGCUAAAGCAGAUGACAAGGAGGAGGAGAAGCAUUCUGUGAGCAGUGCUGACACACAGCCUGCUAAAGAAGACAAUAAAGAGAUUGAAGUAGAGAAAGUUGCCAACGAGCAAGAAGAAAAACAAAAAGAAAAGAGGGAGACCAAAGAGGUACAAACAUCUGAAAUCAAAAUGGAGAAAGCGCCUCAGAAAGCUCCCAAGAAGAUUAAAACUGUGCUGUGCAAAGUGAUGCUCCUGGAUGGCACCGAAUACAGCUGUGACCUAGAGAAAAGAGCUAAAGGCCAGAUGCUAUUUGACAAGGUGUGCGAACAGCUCAAUUUACUGGAAAAGGACUAUUUUGGCCUGUUGAUUCGAGAUAAUUCAGAUCAGAAGAACUGGUUAGAUUCUUCAAAGGAAAUCAAGAGGCAAGUUAGAAGUUUACCCUGGCUAUUCACCUUUAAUGUAAAGUUUUAUCCUCCUGAUCCUUCACAGUUGACUGAAGACAUUACCAGAUAUUUCCUGUGCCUGCAGCUUCGUCAGGAUAUUGCUUCUGGCCGACUGCCAUGUUCUUUUGUGACUCAUGCCCUCCUUGGUUCAUAUACUCUGCAGGCCGAGCUAGGUGACUAUGAUUCAGAGGAGCACAAUAGCCAUUAUAUCAGCGAAUUCCAAUUUGCACCCAAUCAAACAAAAGAGAUGGAGGACAAAGUAGUAGAACUGCACAAAACACACAGGGGCUUGACUCCAGCACAGGCAGAUUCUCAUUUCUUAGAAAACGCCAAGAGGCUUUCCAUGUAUGGAGUGGACUUGCAUCAUGCCAAGGAUUCAGAAGGUGUGGACAUCAUGCUUGGUGUAUGCGCUAAUGGGCUACUUAUUUACAAGGAUAGACUCAGAAUCAACCGUUUUGCUUGGCCCAAAAUUUUGAAAAUCUCUUAUAAACGCAGUAACUUCUACAUCAAAGUCAGGCCAGCAGAGCUGGAACAGUUUGAAAGCACCAUUGGGUUCAAAUUGCCAAACCAUCGGGCUGCUAAAAGGUUAUGGAAGGUUUGUGUGGAGCACCAUACUUUCUACAGACUUGUAUCACCAGAACAGCCUCCUAAGGCAAAGUUCCUGACCUUGGGUUCCAAGUUCCGCUACAGUGGCCGUACUCAAGCACAGACACGGCAGGCUAGCAACCUUAUAGACAGACCAGCUCCAUACUUUGAGCGCACCUCAAGCAAACGUGUAUCCAGGAGUCUUGAUGGGGCUCCUGUGGGUAUCACAGACCAAAGUCUGCUAAGGGACUUUUCUGCUACCACAGUGGGACCUGCUGGUGAAAAGGUCUUUGAUGGUGAAGCUGUUGGCCAGACCAAGUUAAAAAAUGGUGAAGGUAGAGAUGAGGAUGGAAGCCCAACUAAAAUUCCACAACUGGAAUUAACCCAGGAUGAAAAGGUGGAGGAAGACCGAAGUGGCUUAAUAAUUUCAGCAGCAUCUCUGGCCGAAACAAUAAAGGUGGAAACCGGAGAGGAGGAAACACAGCAACAGGACCUGGAUAAGACCCAGGACGACUUACUGAAACAUCAGGCUAGCAUUAGUGAACUCAAGCGCAAUUUCAUGGAAUCCACACCUGAGCCACGCCCCAAUGAAUGGGAAAAGCGGCGUAUUACACCUCUGUCUCUACAGACACAAGGGAAAAAAGGAGACCACUUUUUCCAAAGGAAAAAACUGCCUGUGGAGGAGAAGCAAUGGACUGCAGUGACAUGGAUUACUGAGGCAAAAACAGAAGAAACUAACCAGAGCCUAGAAGAGGAAAUAACGUCAAUUUUAUUUAGUAAGGAGGGCUUUUCCACUAGCAUGAAAUCUACCUUCACUUCAUCCACCGCACGGACAGCAGAGGGCACUGUUGUGAAAGAUAAUGUACCUUCUGAAAUGCUUUCUGCCUCACCCUUCUUACAACUGCCUGAGAAACUUCCUUCCAGAGCAGAAGGGCCUUGCACUGGAGCCAGCGAUGCUGAUAAGAGUUCACAUGAGACUCUGAACGUACUGGAGGAGAAGAAGCAGGCAGAGAUGGGGAUAGAAGAGACUGUAGUCAUAGAUGAAAUCAACAGAGGGAAAAUGCAAUCUGUCACUGGUGCUGGGGAGACCUGUAAGGUGGAACAUGCGUCAAAAAAGGACUCUUCUUCAUUGUCAUCAGAUAGCAGCAGCAACAGCAGCAGUAGUGAGAGUGAGGAUGAAGUGGUGGGAGAGUAUCAGCCCCAUCACAGGGCAGCUGAGGACAUCAUAAGAGAAGAACAAGAAGAAAAUGAAGAUGCCAAAAGAAAGGAGGAGUGUGCAACAAAAGUAAUACAGAGUGUGGAAACUGUACAAGAAGGCAGUAUAGUAACAGUUGAGCACACGCAAGUUACAGCGAAGGCUUUGGCCCAGGAAAAUGCGGUUGCCAUAAAAACUGCAGAGAAGAAUGUAAUGGAAGAGGGGAAGCAAGACCUGAGAGCAGAAGAUGAGGAAGAACAGCUCAGAAUAAAUGGAGACGUGUCUCAUGUUGACAUUGAUGUUGUGCCACAAAUAAUUUGUUGUUCUGAGCCUCCGGUAGUAAAGACCGAGAUGGUGACCAUUUCAGAUGCCACACAGAGAACAGAAAUCUCCACCAAGGAAGUCCCAAUUGUUCAAACAGAGACUAAAACUAUCACAUAUGAAUCUCCACAGUUUGAUGGCAGUGCAGGUGGUGAUGCUGGUGUUCUGUUGAGUGCACAGACUAUAACGUCUGAAUCAGUUUCUACAACUACAACCACACAUAUCACUAAGACAGUAAAAGGUGGAAUAUCAGAAACAAGGAUUGAGAAGCGCAUUGUCAUCACUGGAGAUGCAGAUAUUGACCAUGACCAGGCACUGGCACAAGCAAUCAAAGAAGCCAAAGAGCAGCACCCUGACAUGUCUGUCACGAGGGUAGUGGUGCAUAAAGAAACUGAACUUGCUGAGGAAGGCGAGGAGUAAGGUCAAG